ACUUCAUCUAGUCACUUCUGUAACAUCUUCAUUGAGGAGCUCUGAACUGGGCAUUCUGAGAACGCUCAACAAAUGGCGGAUCGGUUCUUCCCAAAUGUGUUGCCCGACUUCGUACCAGAGGCGUCACAAGAGCAACAGGAUGCAGUGUCUGUCAGUGCCCAGGAUUCACUCACCAAGCUCCUCGCCAUGCCUUACGCGCCUCUUUCCGAGCGAUUCAAACGCGCCGCUUUAGACGUCAAAGAAACCAUAGCUGUCGAGACUUGGGGUCUGCCCAGGCAAGACGUUCGGGACUUUACCCUCUAUUGCGGGGUUCUUGGCACAGCUUUUCUGCUCUACAAAUCUUAUCAAGUGACGGCCAACAAGAAUGAUCUCAAUCUCUCAUCGCAGAUUGUCAAGGCUUGCGAUUCUGCUUCUCUUGGUUCUAGGGAUGCAACUUUUAUUUGUGGACGUGCUGGAGUAUGCGCCCUUGGAGCUGUGGUGGCAAAGCACGUUGGUGAUGAGCAGUCCCUGAGGUAUUAUUUGGCUCAGUUUGAGAAGAUUAAGCUGCCAAACAAUCUUCCUGAUGAGUUGCUGUAUGGGAGAGUUGGUUUUCUCUGGGCAUGUUUGUUCUUAAACAAACACCUCGGGCAAGGGACAAUCCCUUCCACUUAUACUGCUACGGUUGUGGAUGAAAUUAUUAAAAGAGGAAGAGCAUUGGGUAGGAAAGGAAGAUGCCCAUUGAUGUUCGAAUGGUAUGGGGAAAAGUAUUGGGGUGCUGCACAUGGUUUGGCGGGGAUUAUGCAUGUCUUGAUGGAUAUGGAGUUGAAGCCGGAUGAACUUGAGGAUGUCAAGGGCACUCUUAAGUACAUGAUAAAUAAUCGCUUUGCGAGUGGAAACUACCCUGCUAGUGAAGAAGAUAAAAAACGUGACGUGCUUGUGCACUGGUGCCAUGGAGCUCCGGGAAUUGCCCUUACUCUCGUUAAAGCAGCCAAGGUUUUUGGAGAUAAAGAAUUUUUGGAUGCAGCUGUGAAUGCAGCAGAGGUGGUUUGGAAUCGAGGUCUGCUAAGACGAGUAGGGCUCUGCCAUGGCAUUAGUGGCAAUGCAUAUGUUUUCCUCUCACUCUACCAACUGACCGGAAAUGUAGAGUAUUUAUACAGGGGUAAAGCCUUUGCUUGCUUUUUACUUGACAGAGCUCACAGGCUCAUCUCACAAGGCGAAAUGCAUGGAGGUGAUAGGCCAUACUCGUUGUUCGAGGGGCUUGGAGGUAUGGCAUAUCUCUUUCUAGAUAUGGUUGAUCCUCGCCAAGCUAAAUUUCCAGCUUAUGACCUCUGAGAAUCCGAUAUCGUACAUAGUAUGGGAGCGUGGACUUGCAUGUGACUGUUGUAUAUACCGAGAAACGCAAGUGAUAAUAAAACUGAGAGCCUUGGGUAGGUGAAACUUCCUAUGAAGAGAUACGAGCAUAUUAGCGCUUUCUGAUUUUUUUUUUUUGGUUUUUUUUUUUUUUGGGGCCUGCUUAUGAGACCUAGGCAACUCCGUUAGGCACAAGCUUACAUAAACUGAAGAUUGUUACUUUUCACGUAGUA
Neltuma alba is the source of this 1562-nucleotide messenger RNA. Its product is annotated as lanC-like protein GCL2. The coding region runs from base 73 to 1311 and encodes 412 amino acids. Gene Ontology annotation, biological process: peptide modification; carbohydrate metabolic process. NCBI's taxonomy places the organism in Eukaryota, Viridiplantae, Streptophyta, Magnoliopsida, Fabales, Fabaceae. The record is from RefSeq and is a predicted model, not a curated record. Gene Ontology annotation, cellular component: plasma membrane. The transcript has 6 exons.